Corapipo altera (White-ruffed manakin) is the source of this 12296-nucleotide messenger RNA. It is a transcript of the gene PLXNA2, whose product is annotated as plexin A2. Gene Ontology annotation, molecular function: semaphorin receptor activity; protein binding. The record is from RefSeq and is a predicted model, not a curated record. The coding region runs from base 173 to 5860 and encodes 1895 amino acids. The transcript is spliced from 33 exons. Gene Ontology annotation, biological process: regulation of cell migration; regulation of cell shape; regulation of GTPase activity. Lineage: Eukaryota; Metazoa; Chordata; Aves; Passeriformes; Pipridae. Gene Ontology annotation, cellular component: semaphorin receptor complex.
CUCGGAGCGAUCCCUCGUGUACUGGAGGAAACGGGGUGUCCACACUGGAGGUGUGCAAGGGUGUUCCUGCUUUGGUUGGUUAACCUGGGAAUGAGCUUCCAAAAAAACCAUGUGAGGGACGUUGCCGGGGCUCAGGACACGCAAGGGGAACACGGAGUUUGCCUUUCCCAGGAUGGAUCAGAGGAGGAACUGGCCUCGGGCACUGGACUCUGAUGGCUGGUCAGUGGCUUUGCUCUGUCUCUUCCUGGCAUCGCUCUCCCGAAACGUGUCCAGCAAUGCCUUGUUCAGCACUUUCCACUCCGAGAACCGGGACUGGACGUUCAACCACCUGACUGUGCACCAAGGCACUGGCGCAGUCUACGUUGGGGCUAUCAACAGGGUUUACAAGCUCUCGGGUAACCUGACCAUUUUGGUGGCUCACAAAACCGGUCCCGAGGAGGACAACAAAUCCUGCUACCCACCCCUCAUCGUCCAGCCGUGCAGCGAGAUCCUCACCCUCACCAACAACGUCAACAAGCUGCUCAUCAUCGACUACUCGGAGAACCGGCUGCUGGCCUGUGGCAGCCUCUACCAGGGGGUCUGCAAGCUGCUGCGCCUCGACGACCUCUUCAUCCUGGUGGAGCCCUCCCACAAGAAGGAGCACUACCUCUCCAGCGUCAACAAGACGGGCACCAUGUACGGCGUGAUCGUGCGCUCGGAGGGCGAGGACGGGAAGCUCUUCAUCGGCACGGCCGUGGAUGGGAAGCAGGAUUAUUUCCCCACCCUCUCCAGCCGCAAGCUGCCCCGGGACCCGGAGUCGUCGGCGAUGCUGGAUUAUGAGCUCCACAGCGACUUUGUCUCGUCCCUCAUCAAAAUCCCCUCAGACACCCUGGCCCUCGUUUCGCACUUUGACAUCUUCUACAUCUACGGCUUCGCCAGCGGCAACUUUGUGUAUUUUCUGACUGUGCAGCCGGAGACCCCCGAGGGUGUCUCCAUCAACUCCGCCAGCGACCUCUUUUACACCUCCCGCAUCGUCCGGCUCUGCAAGGACGACCCCAAGUUCCACUCCUACGUGUCUCUGCCCUUCGGCUGCGUCAAGGGGGACACGGAGUACCGCCUGCUGCAGGCAGCGUACCUCUCCAAGCCAGGGGACGUGCUGGCCAGGUCCCUCAACAUCACUGCCCAGGAGGACGUCCUCUUUGCCAUCUUCUCCAAGGGGCAGAAGCAGUACCACCAGCCGCCCGACGACUCCGCGCUCUGCGUCUUCCCCAUCCGUGCAGUCAACGCCCAGAUCAAGGACCGCCUGCAGUCCUGCUACCAGGGGGAGGGCAACCUGGAGCUCAACUGGCUGCUGGGGAAGGAUGUCCAGUGCACUAAAGCGCCAGUCCCCAUCGAUGACAACUUCUGUGGGCUCGACAUCAACCAGCCCCUGGGGGGCUCGACGCCGGUGGACGGGGUGACGCUCUUCACCUCCAGCCGCGACAGGAUGACGUCUGUGGCCUCCUACGUCUACAACGGCUACAGCGUGGUGUUCGUGGGCACCAAGAGUGGCAAGCUGAAGAAGAUCCGAGCAGAUGGUCCUCCCCAUGGUGGAAUUCAGUAUGAAGUGGUGACAGUUUUCAAGGACGGGAGCCCAGUCCUUCGAGACAUGGCCUUCUCCAUCGACCAGAAGUACCUGUACGUCAUGUCAGAGCGCCAGGUGUCCCGGGUGCCCGUGGAGUCCUGUGAGCAGUACACGACCUGCGGGGAGUGCCUGAGCUCGGGGGACCCCCACUGUGGCUGGUGCUCCCUCCACCACAUGUGCUCCCCGAGGGACAGCUGUGAGCGAGCCCACGAGCCCUUCCGCUUCGCAGGCAGCAUCAGCCAGUGCAUGAUGGUCACGGUGCAGCCCAGCAGCAUCUCCGUGUCCGAGCACAGCCUCCCGCUCAGCCUGCUGGUGAGUGAUGCUCCAGACCUGACAGCCGGGGUCACCUGCCUCUUCGGGAACCUGACGGAGGUGGAAGGGCAGGUUUCGGGCAGCCAGGUGGUGUGUGUGUCACCACCAGCCAAAGAUGUUCCUGCCAUCCCCGUGGAUCAAGACUGGUUCGGGGUCGUGCUCCAGCUGAGGUCGCAGGAGACGGGGAGGACGUUCGUCAGCACCGAGUUCAAGUUCUACAACUGCAGCGCCCACCAGCUGUGCCUGUCCUGUGUGAACAGCGCCUUCCGCUGCCACUGGUGCAAGUACAGGAACCUCUGCACCCACGACCCCACCACGUGCUCCUUCCAGGAGGGGAGGAUCAACAUCUCUGAGGACUGUCCCCAGCUCUUCCCCACGGAGGAGAUCCUGAUCCCGGUGGGAGAGGUGAAACCCAUCACGCUGAAGGCGAGAAACCUUCCCCAGCCGCAGUCGGGGCAGCGCGGGUACGAGUGUGUGCUCAGCAUCCAGGGCGUCAUCCACCGCGUGCCCGCCCUGCGCUUCAACAGCUCCAGCGUCCAGUGCCAGAACAGCUCGUACCUCUAUGAUGGGAUGGACAUCAGCAACUUAGCCGUGGACUUUGCCGUGGUUUGGAAUGGGAACUUUGUUAUUGACAACCCGGAGGAUCUGAAAGUGCACCUGUACAAGUGCGCGGCCCAGCGCGAGAGCUGCGGGCUCUGCCUCAAGGCCGACCCCAAAUUCGAGUGUGGCUGGUGCAGUGGGGAGGGCAAGUGCACCCUGAGGCCCCACUGCAGCUCCCCCUCGGCCCAGCCCUGGCUCGACUGGUCCAGCCGCAACGUCAAGUGCUCCAACCCCCGGAUCACCGAGAUCCUCACGGUGUCGGGCCCACCAGAAGGAGGGACGAGGGUGACCAUCCGUGGAGUGAACCUGGGCCUGGACUUCUCGGAGAUCGCGCACGGGGUGCAGGUGGCCGGGGUGCCCUGCACGCCCCUGCCUGAGCACUACAUCGUGGCAGAGCAGAUCGUCUGUGAAAUGGGGCAGGCGCUUCCAGGGAUCAGCUCCGGCCCAGUGCUCCUGUGCAUCGGAGAGUGCAAGCCGGAGUUCACGGCCAAGUCGGCGCAGCAGUACGUGUUUGUGACUCCAGUGGUGAGUUUCCUGAAUCCCAGCCGUGGGCCAGAGUCGGGAGGGACGAUGGUGACCAUCUCUGGGCACCACCUGGGAGCUGGCAGCCGUGUGUCCGUGCUCCUGGGAAACCAGACCUGCGAGUUCUACGGGCGAUCCACGAGCGAGAUAGUCUGUGUGUCAGCCCCAUCAGCCCACGGCCUGGGGGCUGUUCAGGUCUCUGUCAGCGUGGACAGGGCUCAGCUGGAGAGGACCUUGCAGUUUGAGUACAUUGAUGAUCCCAAGGUGCAGCACAUCGAGCCCGAGUGGAGCAUCGCCAGCGGGCACACGCCCCUGACUGUCACUGGCUCCAACCUGGACGUGAUCCAGGAGCCGAGGAUCCGCGUCAAGUACAAUGGGAAGGAGUUUGUCAAUGUGUGCAAGGUGGUGAACUCCACGGUGCUGCUGUGCCUCGCUCCCCCCCUCAGCCCCGAGUACCGGCCCGGCCUGGACGCCGUGGAGCGGCCGGACGAGUUUGGGUUCAUCUUCAACAACGUGCAGGCCCUGCUGGUCUACAACGACACCAAGUUCAUCUACUACCCCAACCCCACGUUUGAAAUGCUGAGCCCCACCGGGGUGCUGGAGCAGAAGCCGGGCUCCCCCAUCAUCCUGAAGGGCAGAAACCUGUGCCCGCCUGCCCCGGGAGGAGCCAAGCUCAACUACACCGUGCUGAUCGGGGAAACCCCCUGUGCUGUCACUGUCUCCGAGACCCAGCUGCUGUGUGAGCCCCCAAACCUCACUGGACAGCACAAAGUCAUGGUGCGUGUUGGUGGAGUCAUCUUCUCCCCUGGCUCGGUGAGCAUCAUCUCAGACAGCCUCCUGACCCUGCCGGCCAUCGUCAGCAUCGCGGCCGGGGGCAGCCUGCUCCUCAUCAUCGUCAUCAUCGUCCUCAUCGCCUACAAGCGCAAGUCCCGCGAGAACGACCUCACCCUCAAGAGGCUGCAGAUGCAGAUGGACAACCUGGAGUCCCGGGUGGCCCUGGAGUGCAAGGAGGCUUUUGCAGAGCUGCAGACGGACAUCAAUGAGUUGACCAGUGACCUGGAUCGCUCUGGGAUCCCCUACCUGGACUAUCGCACUUAUGCCAUGAGAGUCCUUUUCCCUGGCAUCGAGGACCACCCUGUCCUGCGGGAGCUGGAGGUCCAAGGGAACGGGCAGCAGAGCGUGGAGAAGGCCUUGAAGCUCUUUGCUCAGCUGAUCAACAACAAAGUCUUCCUGCUGACCUUCAUCCGGACGCUGGAGCUGCAGCGCAGCUUCUCCAUGCGCGACCGCGGCAACGUGGCCUCGCUCAUCAUGACGGGGCUGCAGGGCAAGCUGGAGUACGCCACGGACGUGCUGAAGCAGCUGCUCUCCGACCUCAUCGAGAAGAACCUGGAAAACAAGAACCAUCCCAAGCUGCUCCUGCGCAGGACCGAGUCGGUGGCUGAGAAGAUGCUGACAAACUGGUUUGCCUUCCUCCUCCACAAGUUCCUCAAGGAAUGUGCUGGAGAGCCACUCUUCAUGCUCUACUGUGCCAUCAAGCAGCAGAUGGAGAAAGGCCCCAUUGAUGCCAUCACAGGAGAAGCCCGUUACUCCCUCAGCGAGGACAAGCUCAUCCGGCAGCAGAUCGAGUACAAGACUCUGAUCCUAAACUGUGUGAACCCAGAUAAUGAGAACAGUCCAGAGAUCCCCGUGAAGGUGCUGAACUGUGACACCAUCACCCAAGUCAAGGAGAAGAUCCUCGAUGCCGUGUACAAAAACGUCCCGUAUUCCCAAAGACCAAGGGCUGUGGACAUGGAUUUGGAGUGGCGGCAGGGCCGGAUCGCCCGCGUGGUCCUGCAGGAUGAAGACAUCACCACCAAGAUCGAGGGAGAUUGGAAGCGCCUGAACACCUUGAUGCACUAUCAGGUGUCCGACCGCUCAGUCGUGGCUCUCGUUCCCAAGCAAACCUCCUCCUACAAUAUUCCUGCCUCUGCCAGUAUAUCCCGGACAUCUAUCAGCAGAUAUGACUCCACCUUCCGCUACACCGGCAGCCCCGACAGCCUGCGCUCCCGGGCCCCCAUGAUCACCCCCGACCUGGAGAGCGGGGUCAAGGUCUGGCACCUGGUCAAAAACCACGACCAUGGAGACCAGAAGGAGGGAGACCGGGGCAGUAAGAUGGUGUCUGAGAUCUACCUGACCAGGCUGUUGGCCACAAAGGGAACGCUGCAGAAGUUCGUGGACGACUUGUUCGAGACGCUGUUCAGCACCGUGCACCGCGGCAGCGCGCUCCCGCUCGCCAUCAAGUACAUGUUCGAUUUCCUGGAUGAGCAGGCGGACAAGCACGGCAUCCACGACACGGAUGUGAGGCACACGUGGAAGAGCAAUUGCCUCCCGCUCCGAUUCUGGGUGAACGUAAUCAAAAACCCCCAGUUCGUGUUCGACAUCCACAAGGGCAGCAUCACGGACGCCUGCCUCUCCGUCGUGGCUCAGACCUUCAUGGAUUCCUGCUCCACCUCGGAGCACCGCCUGGGCAAGGACUCCCCCUCCAACAAGCUGCUGUACGCCAAGGACAUCCCCAGCUACAAGAGCUGGGUGGAGAGGUAUUACGCCGACAUCGCCAAGCUCCCCGCCAUCAGCGACCAGGACAUGAACGCCUACCUCGCCGAGCAGUCGCGCCUGCACGCCGUGGAGUUCAACAUGCUGAGUGCCCUCAACGAGAUCUACUCCUAUGUCAGCAAGUACAGCGAAGAGCUCAUCGGGGCUCUGGAGCAGGAUGAACAGGCACGUAGGCAGCGGCUGGCUUACAAAGUAGAGCAACUUAUUGGGGCCAUGUCUAUUGAGAGCUGAAGAAAGGUCGUGGUGCUCAAGGCCGGCAAAGGGCAGAGGAUCACAUGGACUCUCGGGAAUUCAGAGGGAGAACAAGCAAGGAAGGCACUGAACACAAAUACCAAGGCUCUUCUGGAGCAAACAGAGACUGGCCCAAGGACUGACUGCGCUCAAAAAUCAUGUAGGAACCGGUUUGAAAGGCGGGAAGAGAAGAAGAUAAAACAUCUCAAUCCAAGUCCGAUCAAGGUGGAUCAUUUUUUUGAGCAUACACGGAAAGAAGGAACCUGGAAAGUCUGGAUGUCUCCAUGACUGCUGCUUUGCAUGAAAAUCGUUUGAUGUAUAUUAGAAAAUAAAACUUUAUUUAAAGGCUUUUUUUUUUUUUUUUUUAAGAAAAGGAAGAAAAAGUACAAAAAAAAAGAAAAAAUAGAGCAAAAACCACAGAGGCCAUAGAGAUAAUCCUGGCAACAAGGAUCAGCUCUGAAUCCUGUCCUCGAGAGCCUCCUGAGGACGCGGCUCAGACAUUCUGCGAACGGACUCUCACACCAGUUGGAACGUCUGGAAAACCGAAAUCGUCUUCUUUUUGGGAUCUUAUAAAACAACAUGAGCACAAGUUUGCACCACACCUUUCUACACAAAGUGAAAUAGCAGUUUAGCCCCAAAAUAGUUCAGUGGCUGAGUAACUUGUAGGCACUAGAAGGAACUUUACCUGAAUUGCAAAACCAUCAGAUCGUCCGACCUGUCCUGAAAUCCAGCUUUAUCAAUGUAUUUAUAUAGUGUCAAUAUAUAUAUUUUUUUUAAAUCCCAUUUGCUGUUGAAGGAGGAAAGAUCGGAAUUUAAAUGCUUUUUUUCCCAUUUCUACCCCCAUUCCACCUCGCAGUGGCUGCAGUGAUCCAGCAGUGAUGGGCUCAGCGCCUGGCAUGGCUGUGUGAUCCAGCAGUGAUCUGGCAGUGUCCAGCAUGGUUGGGAUGAUCCAGCAGUGAUCCACUCAGUGCCUGGCAAGACUGUGAUGAUCCAGCAGUGAUCUGGCAGUGCCCAGCAUGGCUGAGGUGAUCCAGCAGUGACCCAUCCAGUAUCCCAUUGCUGGUCCCACGUGAGCCCAGCCGGCCUCCGGCCCUCGCCCCCCCGGGCAGAGCUGGGAUGACGCCUCCAGGGUUGAUUUUGGGGGGUUUCUUGCAGCCAUCUCCCAUUUCUUGCAGUAAAACCCGACAAAGCCCCGAUGUUUACAGUGGGUGAUACUUGAAAAGCCUGGACAUCACAAGAGGAGACAUUUGUUGCUCUUCUGUUUGCCGUGCAGAGCCAGUUGGCACAGGCUCCCUUUGGGUUUCUCUUCCACGCUGCCCAGGGUCAGGACUUGUAUUUCCACUGGAAAGGGGAAAGAAAUCUCUGCUCUAGGCAAGGGCAAACCUUAACCAGCACCCCCAGGCCAGCCAGUGCUGCUGUCGUGUCUCUGUCUCGGCGUCUCAUUGUUCUCUUCAGUCCCUUGCUGGCCCCCCCAGCACGUGUUCUUGUGGCCAGUGACAGGCAAAUGUUUGUGAGUGUUAUUACUUUCAAAGACACCAAAGCUUAUGUGUGUCCCUUUGUAGAGUGCCAGGAGGGGAAGGAACGCUGUAAAUAUUUCUCUCUGUAGUAAAUACUGAUAUGUGUGCAGGCUGCAGCGGGGAGGGCAGGGUGAUGAGGUCUAAUGGAAAUACAAGUAUUGACUGCAUGGGUUUGGCAGUGGCACCAAAAUAGCUCCUGGCAUCUGCUCAGCCUGCCUGGGCAGGGCCACACCAGACUGGGAGAUUAGUUUGCAGCCAGCGUGUGUCGAAGGAAAAUCCAUUUUCAUAUCCAUCCUCCUCCUCUACUGUUCCUGCCUAGAGGAGCCCAGCAGGGUCACCAUGGGCUCCCUGGGCACCAGAGAGCUGCUGCUUUUGGUCUCUUGCAGUUCAGCAACAGGAGAGGGGAGAAAAGCAUGCAGAGAAAUACUCAGGAAACCUGUUGGUUUAAUUACCGUUCAGUAAAAGCCAUGCCAAGCCCGCUUUCUUUUGGCAAUCCACUCCUGUGAGUUUCUCUGGGCCCUGUUAAUAUUCUGGAAGAAAAUACUGAUGACAGUGAUCGACCUUGUGCAAUAAGUUCUUGACAUUUACAACGGCCUGAGCACUGGAUUUACUGAGACACGGACAGAGUGUCAGAAACAGAGACUGCCAGGCAGAGCAGGGUUCAUACUGCCUGUUACUGGGGAGUUCCCUUCCCAGGGAUCCUGCUCCUGCACAGUGAAUUAAUGUCAAAGGCAGAAAAUGUGCAAAUGUCUGGGUUGUCCUGUUGGGCAUCACAGAGCCCAGUGCCAGGGAUGGCAUUGGAGCAGCCACCAGCCUGGCCUGCUCUUUGCUGUGAGUCUCACAGGACAUUGCAGAGGGUCAGGCUUUGAAAUCCUGGGGGUUUUUUGCUGGUUCUGUUGCUGCUGCUCACCAGGAUCCAUCACACAGCUCAACUGAGGGAUUUCCAGGUCUGUGUUCUAGCUGUGCUGGUUGUUUUGGGUAUUCGUACUCAGAUCAUUCACCAAAUUCUCAUGGUACUCUGAAACCCAAAGAGAGCAACUCCAAAUAGUUCCCAAACAGUUUCCAAACACAGUCUGAAGAGUUAUCUCUGCAGGAUUCACAAAAUAUGAGUACUGCCCAAAGCAGAGGCCUGGCUUUGCAUCACCUGGGUCUGAGGACCGUGUGCCUGCCCCACAGCCAAGCCAGCCUUCGUGGUCCUCUUCUCUACAUCUCUUUGAGAGGCUUUUGCAUAGCCAUUUUAAGCUUGUUUUCCUCCUCCUGCUCUCUACCUUCUGGCCAGGAGCACCCCACAAGCCAAGGUUUUGUCAUUCCCCACUCCCCUGUAUUUUCUCAGCAGAGGUGGAGGCCCCCAAACAUCCCCUGGAUUCUCUGGGAGAGCACUAAGGAGAGAAGGGGACAACUGAGUUGAUCUUCCUUGCUAUGGGGAAAAUUUGAGCAGAGGAGAAAAGAGUGAGCAGCAGGAGCACUUUGCAAACCAGUAAGUUCUUGUACUUUUGACUGACUUCUGAAGGAAGCAGAAAAAACAUCUCCACUUCCAUCAUCUGGAAAAGCAUUAGGAGGACAGCAGAGGGAACAUCACGGUGCUGGCUGGAAGGGUGGCCUAGAAAUAACCUGCCAAGUAUCUACUCGUGGUGGUUGGCAUUAAUUAUGGAUCUUUACAGGCAAUUAUAUGGAAUGAAGCAACAUAUCCCCUUGGGGCAAAGCACUUGUAAUCUAUUGCCCUGUUUGCAUCCGUCAUUUCCAUUACUCCUUUGGGAAGAGGAAGCUUCAGAUCUCAAAAUAGCAUUUUCUUUGCACUUGCAGCAAGCCGGGCUCGAGGUUUGGUCAGGAGGGGGCAGUUGCCUUAGAUGAAACGAUUUCACAUCCCUCUCGUUGCCCCCUUCCUCUUGCAAGGUCGGUUGGUGUUCAGAGUCUCCAGUUCACCUCGUUUCAGGUAUUCCGACAUCAAAGUGGGAGACGUCAUUUUUUCCGGAAUCUCUCUGCCUGGUGUCGCCGCUUAAAUAAUUCCAUUUAAUCUUCUGCUCAUGAGCUAUCAAAGCACCCACUCCGAGGGGGAGCGAGGUGCUAAUCAAACGCUUCUCCACCUUGAAAGCCUUUAUUAAAAACCCCACAUACAGGAGUGCAACUUAUAGGCGAGCUUGUCUCGGCGCGAGCCCCGCUGUGGAGCGCUGCAGCCCACUGGAGCACAGAGGAUGUGGACAUCAAGUGGUCCACACUUUGCCAUAAAGGAUGAAUUUAUGUGUAAAGGGAGGCAGGAGGGAUCAGCACGGCCAGAGCGCUGGAAACCCUGUGAGAUCCAGCAUGGACCAGCCUGCAGCUGCGUGAGGACCCACCCCGGGGACCAGCGCUGAGAAACAAAACUGCUGCCACGGCCUCGCUGCUGGUGGGGAGAAUCCCAGCAGGAUCCCAUGUGUUUAUCCCUGAAGGAGGCUGGAUGUGGCUGUGCUGGACAUGAUGCCUUCCUGCAGGUCUCGGUGCUGUGACGCUCUGAGGAUGGUGAGUGCAGCCACCUGACGUGGUGGCAACAGAGACCUUCAUCACAGCAGUGCCUUCAACACACUGUCUUAAAAUCCUGAUGGCCCGUCCCCACGUAAGUUCUCUCUCCUGCCUUCAACUGGACUUCACCAAAAAUGUCAUAAUGUAGGAAACAACUUGGGUGGGCACGUGGAGGACGAAAGCAAGAGCACUUAAAGCUCUGGGGCUGCUUUGUGAACGAUGCUGACUCCCAGCCCCUCAGGGCGAGUAGUUUAAGCCUGUGUGGAAAGGGGUGGGAGCACUCCCCUCCUCCAGUGGGCACAAGCAGCCUGUGGGUAUGAGUAACACUGACCUGCCUGCUGCCCUCACCCAGCUUGGCAAAGGGCAGAGCAGCUCCCUGUGAUGCUCCUGUGCCUCGAGCCCAGUCCCUGGCAGCAGCCCAGGCACGUUCUUGCCUGUCACUGGCUCUUCUCCAUCCAGUUUCCUGUGCUGUCAGAGCUCACCUGUCAUGGGGACUCAGCUGGCCCAACUAAAUGGAACUAAAAUAGACUGACUUGAAAAAGCUGGGCCAUCAGGGAGAGCUCACGUGUGACUGUACCCUGGAGAGAAGAAAAAAUGUUCAGAGAAGGGUAAAUAACUGGCAUCAAAGAUGCAUUAAAAUGCCACAGAGCUUCAGCCAUUGUAUUUCAGAGUCACAUUUGUACCAUAAAUCGCAAGCCAGUGGUGCAGGGAGCUGUGACAUUGUACAUAAGUUGUGUGUGAGGUGGAGCUCGGAGCACAGUCCCAUCUGUCCCGAAUGUGUCUUUGGUGAAAACACCCACAACCACCCCAGCCUUCACCCAGCACCACUGAGAGCAGCGGGGCAGAGGCUGCAGGCAGAGCACUGCUGACAGCUCUGAGGCCACCUGACACCUGCGUGGGCAGGAGGGCUUGGUUUUAUUGACGAGACAUUCGGUGGGGAAAUAACUGGAGUGGAAGAUGCCCCGUGUGCGCUGUGAAGGUGCCGUUUGGGCUCUGCUGAGCUGAGCAACCCUCUGUGUGCAGUGUCAGGGGAGGUUGGUUGGAUCAGUUUUGCAGGGGAGGAGGACGGGAGCCUUCAAACUGAUUUUGGUUGUGCAAAGCCUCUGUUCUCCAUGAAAUCCCCUGGCUUCAGGUAGUGCUCCAUGGGCGUGGCACAGGGGCCGGAGUCCCAGCUGCGGGUGGUACCUGGUGCCUUCCUGGCUCCUGGAAGAAAACUGAGGUGCAUGUCCUGCACCCCAGGGUGCUCUGGGUGCUGGGGCCAUGCCAGGGUGGGAGGUGGGGAGGUGAAGGAGCGGGGCAGUGUGGGAUGGCAGAGCCCAACUGCUCCCUUGCUGGAAAAGCCACUCCAGUCCCAUCUGGGCGUCUGUGCCCACGUUGCUGGGGUGGCACCGGGAGCAGCUCAACUGAAGGUGUUCUGGCUGUGCUGUGAGCACAGUGGUGUCUGUGUGCUUGUUCUUUCAGAUCCCCCUUUGCCCCCGUGUUACCCAUUCCUCUCCUUUCUUUGUAAAAGUGGAAUAUAAUCCCCAAAAAAAAAAAAACAAAUAGACGUUCCUGUAGCGCCGAAGAACACGCUCAAAAAGACCUGCAGGGUCCAUCCAACUGCAUGGACAAUAUCCCAAACUCUCUGGGCCUCCUGAGGCUGCCAAAUCAAACACGAGAUCUCCUGUAUGGCCUUUCCUUUGAGAUUUUUUUUUUUUUUUAAUACCUCUAUUUCGAAUAAGCUUGGAAGUUUAUGCAACAGCUUCUCCAUCCGGUGUUUCCAUCCCAUGGACACAAAGGUGCACCUGGAACAGGAGGCUUUGGAAGGUAAAUGAGCUGAUUUUGCCACGUUAUUUCAUGGCUUCAGAAGAUAAUGCAGUAAAAUGUCCUUCUCUUACUGAUGAGUGUUUUGGUGUUAAUGGCACCUUGGGGGCUGUUACGGUGGGAAGCAGGAAGGGGAAGGGAAUGUACAGGUACUAAAGCUUCUGGAGUCCCCAAAACCAUCACAGAAUGUAGAGGUAUCAGCCAUGGAACAGAUUCUGAUUUCUUCUGCCCCCUUCCCCUCUUUAAAACCAACACAGUUUUAGGGGAUUUGUGUAUUGGCAGGAGUAAGGAACUGGUUUGGAUCCGUACCCAUUCCACCGUAUCGUUCUCUGGCUCCUCCCCUCCCCAUUAUACUUGACACACUGGAGUUCUGUAUUAUAUUUUUUUUUUAAGAUGAUUGUCUGUUUUUUGUUGUUUUUACAAGUGUUGUGGAAAAAAAAAUGUAAGAAAGUUUAAGUAUUUAAAAAUGUUCCAAGGAGAAAAAAAAAAAGGGGGUUUUGUUAUUAUUCUAAUAUAUUAUUGUGUACCUAUUGUAAAUAUGAAACACUCCUAUUUUGCAAGCCAAGGACUCACUUUGUACUGUUGUUAUAUAUAAAUAAAGUUUACUGGUUAAAAAAGCC